GACACUCAUAGGCUUGCCUUACUAUGGCCAACCUGGAUACAUUUCAACCAACUGGUCUGAUUGGUGGUACCUUGAGUGCACUUUCAUCACUUGAAGACAAAGGCUUCACUUCGAAUGAGCUUUUGGGAGAUUCGGCCUUCGUAACCACGGGUUUACUGGGGAGCGAAGCCAGCCAGCAGGAAGACGUAGAACUUGCUGACCAAAUGCCCGUGGAAGAUGGCUUUGUCUCUAACGGUCUGCUCGGAACUGGGGAUAGCCAAGAGACUCUCCCAAAUAGUCCCCCAGAAUCACAAGAUGAUUCCCUUCCCAAUGUUUCCCAGAUUCUCAGGUCAUAUAUAAACCCUGACGGCCCAUCAAGUAUUCCCCCUCCGCCAGAAGAGACAGCUUCUGAACGCCUUGCUCGCAUUUCCGUCAAAGCAACCACCUUUGAUGGUAGACCUCUAUAUAUUCGGAGAAAGCGGGAAAUUAGGCGACGAGACACUCAUGAAGUCUCUCGUCAGCAGAUGGGUAACCUCCUUGAUGUGCCGUUACACAGGCUCAUGGACCAGCUGUCGGCGACUGCUGCUGCGAAGUUGGCAAACCCCAGCGACCCAGAGACAGCGAAAUCGACGAAGGGCGUACAAGAUAAGCUAUGGGUCGACCGCUAUCGUCCCAAAAUUUUCGCGGAUCUCCUUGGAGACGAACGCGUUCACCGAGAAACCAUGGCAUGGGUGAAGGAGUGGGACUGGUGUGUUUUCGGCAAGAGAAAGGGAAAGAAGAGGGCGCGUGACAACGACGAAAAUGCAGAUUACAAUGAUGAAUACCACCGGCCGAGAGAGAAGAUCUUGUUGCUGUCUGGACCACCAGGACUGGGCAAGACGACGCUCGCUCACGUUGUUGCGAAACAAGCAGGGUAUUCCGUGUUUGAGGUCAACGCAAGUGAUGCUCGUUCCGGUCAGGUCGUGGAUGACCGAAUAAGACCAGCGUUAGAAACAGGUGCUGCAAUUGGCAGCUCCAAACCUGUCCUAGUGGUCAUCGACGAAAUUGACGGAGCCACUGGGGCAGGCGAGAAUGCAAGUCGCCGUCAUCUUGUUUCAUAUUCCCAUGUAGGCGGAUUUAUCCACAAGCUCAUAGAGCUCACUUUGGAUAAGCCAAGGAAGAAACCGAAGCUCCGCCAACAUGCGCGUAUAGUCCGCUUCAAUCGCCCAGCGGACAUACAUGUUGUCAAACGCCUCCGAGAGAUAUGCGAGAAGGAAGGCCUCAAGGCUGAAUCACGAGCGUUGACGACGUUGGUGGGCGUUGCGAAAGGGGAUCUUCGCGGAUGCUUGAAUACACUGCAGUUCGUAAAGGCGCGUAAUCAGGAGGUCACGGAAGCGACAAUACGAGCGGCCACUGUGGGCAUGAAGGAAGCGGACACGUCCUUAACCUCCGUGCUGAAUGGUUUAUUCGCUCCACUAUCGAAGAAACGCGUCAAAGAGGCCGGCCUAACUGAAGAGGAGGAGAGCCGGUACGUCGACCGUCUCAGCAGGGAGAUCGAUGGCUCGGGUGCAACAGAUAAGGUAGCAAUGGGAUGUUUUGAACAUUACGCCAACCUCCGCCGACAUGAUGCAACCUUCGCUCGGUACGACAAGGCCAACAGAUGGCUCACAGCGUACGAUCAAUUAUCCGGCGCUAUGCGUUCGGAGCGAGAAUACUCUUUGAUGCCGUACUUAUCCUAUUUCUUGAUUCCCUUUUACCCGCUUUUCCAAGAGAGAGGUGGGCCGAAAGUGGAACGCCCUAAGGAUGAUUAUGAGAACUACCUCAAGACAAAGACGAAUGCGGAGAUAUAUCAGAGUCUCUCGAGAUGCCUGAGAGUGGCCUGCAGUCGGAGAGGAGGGGACUACCGACACCUCGCGUCAGAUCAAGUGAUGCAGCUCGAAUUCGCGCCUUACAUUAACAGAAUAAUCUCGCCUCCACUUCGGCCGGUAAAUCGUCAAGUAAUCCGCCCUGAGGAGAAGACGCUCCUGUCGAGAUUGGUGGAUAUUAUGGUGUCCCUAGACUUCCAGUUCGUUCAGGAUAAAGGAGAGGACGCCCAACUUGUCUAUCGACUUGAGCCACCGAUUGAUGUUUUUGUUACUUACGAUGGCAAGCGGACCUCGGACAUUGCAGUCUCCAGAUACGCCGUGAGACAGUUGGUGGCGGGGGAGUGCAUUCCCAAGGUGGAAGCCCAGUCUAUCGUGAACCAUGCCGUGGCGGUAGAUAAGUACCGCAAGUCCUUUGUUUCGGCGGAAGAUGGCCAAGAAGACAAUCAGGACGAAAAUGAGCAUCUGGAACAGGAUGGCAAACUUGUACGGCCCCAUCAGUUAACGUCCUCACGAGUGCCAGCGAAAGACCCCGCUGCUACGAACGCUAAGAUAGACAUUGCUGACAGGCCGCCGGUGGACUUCUUCGGAAGACCCAUCACGAAACCCGGGAACACUUCGUCCGGGAAACAUACCGCAAGAGGCGUCGUGCAGCCGCCAUAUCGCAUCAGCUACAAGUUCCAUGAAGCGUCCCGGGUAUCAGACUUGGAUAAGGGCACUUGGGAGUGCCGGGGUGUUCCGAGGCGUGUCAUUGACACGUCUCGACUGGGAGUCUGGGACUCAUUGACAUUGCCCACACCAUCUAUUGAGCUGGCAUAUAAAGAAAUGCCACUUCGGACUCGGAAGAAACUCAUCCCUUCAACCUUUCAACGAGUGUCUCCCCGGGAACGACCCAUACCGGCGGAUAAAACAUACAGCGUUGCACAAACCCUCCCGCACGAGGUGAUUCUACUUAUCCUCAGGGAGUGCCUAGAAACCGACUCGAACUGCGAGCGCCUGCACGCCAUCGAGCCUCCACUUGAAGUACAACUGUCCUCAUUUCUGGAGGACCAGCGAGCUGAGGCACUAUGGAAUCAAGAAACCCUCUUCCCUCUCCUUCUCGUCUGCAAGAACUGGUACGGACCGGCCAUAAGUCUUCUCUACACCACACCCGUGCUCAAGACGCUCGAGGACGUAGACAUGCUCGCCAGCACUCUGACCAAGGAUCCCGAACUUUCUCGUGUGGUGCAGUCCCUGUACUUGGUGGAGGAUGUUCACCACGGGCGGUUAAGCCUCCCGACCAUAGUCGACAGAGCACGACACGAGCGUCACCUCCGCGCUCUCCUCGAGGCUUGCCCUUGUACGUCUCUAACCAUACUUCUGCCGCUCUUCAAGCCCGAAAUCCGUCUGUAUACGCUAGGAAUUGCAUCGUGCCUCCAAAAUCUUACCUUAAACGGGCGCCAGCAAUGUCUUACGUUCCCUGGGCCCAAUUUACGCCUACCUCCCUUGCAUGCAGAAUUCUUCAGUGCAGUCCUCGAACUCCCUUGCCUGCGUGAGCUCUGCCUGGUAUACCUGGAAGUCCCGCCAUUGAAGUGGCCUUCACUGCCCGCCCUUCGCACGCUCCGCUUCGUCCUCUGUCAGUUCACACGAGACGCCUUUGUCUUGGGCCAGACCCCGGUCCUGCGGACGCUGGAACUGACAUGCGUCUCGAUCUACGGGUCCUUCUACCACCUCGUCGAGGCCCUGCAGUCGAAGUCCGUCGCGACGCUGGAAUCCAUCAAGUUCGGGGGCGGAAGACUGUGGUUCAUGAAGUUUCUCUCGAAGCUGGAUUUCGCGGCCCUUCCUGCGCUGAGAUCGCUCACCCUCACUUUCGAUAUGACGAGCGGUGUCCAGGCGGAACGUCCCCCGCACGGGCUAGAGCGAGCUUCGCAGAUCCAGGAGCUCACCAUUGUCUGUGCGCCCCGCUCCCUUGACAUAAAUGAACUACACAGAGUUCGGGAGAAGGAGCAGAAGUUUGCUUUUUUUAUCACCAAUUUCAUCAGCGAUCCCGAAGUGCUUCCCUCAUUGAAGCGGCUGAAAGUGGUAGGGGACUCGGGAGUGUGGGAGAUGAGCGAAGAGACGGAACGCUCGUUAUCAAGGAUAGACGUACUUGCUAUCCGUUGUGAGCGCCGAAACGUGAAGCUAGACAAACAACUGACUCCUCGCGGCAGGUGGUUCGAAUAUACACCCCUUGAAGCAAGCCUUGCCACGUCGCCUGUCAGCGAUCAUGUAACCAACCGUAUAAUCCCAGUGUUGACAACAUCAGCAUGCAUAUUAAUCACGUCUGGCGACGCUUUCGUCAGAACUGCCGGCAUCGCAAGACGACAGAUCUUGAUGUCCAGAGGUAUCACAGUGGGCGUCUGGUACAAUGGGAGCGCUAGGGCAACCUUGGAGAAAGUUGUCUCCCUCGGCCGAAAGCCGAAGGGUCUAACUCAGGAUACUCGCCCGCAUAAAAACGAGGCGCACGUCACUGCAUCGUGUUCGCGGUUCCGGCUGUUUCCUGCUAGUCUAGCAUAUGCCGUCACGAUGAUAAUCCUACCGGAAGAGGACGCGUCCGGAGCGAAGAACCAGGCCGUCCAGGACCUCGAGGCAGGCCAGAGUCCUGAAGAACUCGCCAACCCUCCCCCGCCGUACUCGAGUCACAACGGUAGUACUAGCUACCAGAACACGGACCUUUGUUACGACGUUGAAUGUGACCGAGAUGCCUCUGUGCGCGCGGAGACGAGGUUCUGGCGUUCAAUGGCCAUCGCAGUGUUGAUUUGGUCUACGUUUGGCCUGGCUCUGAGGCUGGCAUUCUGGAAUGUCCAUUUCUCGUUGCUUCCCAGUGCUCCAGACAGUGCUGUCGCGUUGCCGACUGAAGAAGACGGCGAGGUCAUCCGAUGCAUACACAGCCCCGAGUGGAACUACACCCACCGACCCGCAGACGACCCCAUUUUUGCUCUGUCCAACUCCAACACGAGCGCGCCUGCUAAGCCAAAGUACAAAUGGCGCGCGCGUUGGCUGUCCGACACAUCAGACCCGUUCAUCCACAACGCGACCGCGUCCUUCCACAUUCCCCAAGCGACCAAGCUCUUUUUCUUCAGCCGCGGCACCCUCUCACGUGGGUCAGUCGACUUUAGCGUGGGUACCGCCGACACCGUCAAGGUCAGCGUUGACGUCGUGUAUAUCAGCAAACGGCACCUCGACAGGGCGAGCGUGUGCCUGCUUCGGCGGGACGAGGGACAAGUGGGGGUCGGGAUUUAUACGCCAGAAUUGACAGCGAAGGAGCGCAGAUCGUCUCGGGAAACGCCUUAUUACUACCACAUCAAGGUCGAGUUCCCGCCACAAGUCGAUACUCUACCGGUGCCGCCUUUCAGCCUGCCGGUUCCUUCCUCCUUUGAAGUAUUAGGGUUAUACGGGAAGGUUGAUUAGCGUUGCAUGCGACUUGUACCUCAUGGGUGUUAUGAUAUGUAUUUGGAGAAUCAAGUCACUUGUAAUUUUCCAGCAUGGCACACGUCAUACCGAGUCCCUCCC
Gloeophyllum trabeum ATCC 11539 is the source of this 5351-nucleotide messenger RNA. RefSeq lists its product as uncharacterized. The record is from RefSeq and is a predicted model, not a curated record. The transcript has 26 exons. The coding region runs from base 24 to 5249 and encodes 1741 amino acids. Lineage: Eukaryota; Fungi; Basidiomycota; Agaricomycetes; Gloeophyllales; Gloeophyllaceae. Gene Ontology annotation, molecular function: ATP hydrolysis activity; ATP binding.